UGCCAACUUGCCAUAAUCCACAACCUAAAAACUAAAGCUACUUCUCUCAAAACUGUAGUUACCACGACAGAUUUCUGUAAAAUAAUAGCGACUGAUGGAUGUUUUGACUAUUGGCGGGGUUUGGAGACGUUCUGACGGGCAUCAGACAGACUGGCUCCGCCCUCUGGCACCUGUAAAUCUGCCCUGAACGAGACGAGUGGAUAGAACGGAGCUGAACGCAACACGUUAGUGAAUGAGAGCGCACGGAAGAUCCGCGCCGUUCGCGGACACUCACGCAGGCUUUAAAUCGCGGGGAUGUUUUCCAUCAUGAUACAUAUCCAGCGUGCGACCUCGUUUAAAGACGCGACGAAGCGUUUCUAGUAGGAGUUUGGGUGCGUUUUGAGUGCGACUUUUCAGCUGCGCGUCACCGGUUGCGCGGAGAACCGAGCAGCGGGCGAAAGCGCAGAGCGCGGCGGGAGGAGAGUGCGCACACGCGGGGCUCUGCCCUGCCAAACAUGGCUGAUCGUCGGGAGCGGGGCGCUGCAGGGAUCUCCAGAAAGACGCUCGAUGCUCCCCACUGAAGAACCAGAAGAUGAUGAUGGUGAUGAGAAGCGGCUCUCCACAAUAAUGACUUAUCCGUCCUCGGUUCGGAACAUGGCUGUGAUCAUCCCCUACACCAGUGAUAUACCCUGUGACCCCAAAGGCCAGAGGAUGUGGUGGGCUUUCCUCGCCUCCUCCAUGGUCACUUUCUUCGGGGGUCUGUUCAUCAUCCUGCUGUGGAGGACCCUCAAGUACCUGUGGACGGUGUGCUGCCACUGCAAGGGUAAAAAGAAGGACGUGCACCGGGUCAGUAACCCGGUGGUGCUCGGUGACGGUGUGAUUAAAGUGGUGGGUCACCGGGAGUCCGAGGCGGCGGCCAGCGAGGUGGGAUGGAUGACCUCAGUGAAGGACUGGGCCGGGGUCAUGAUCUCUGCUCAGACGCUCACGGGACGCGUGCUGGUGGUGCUUGUCUUCGCUCUGAGCAUCGGAGCACUUGUGAUUUACUUCAUCGACUCCUCCAAACCCAUCGAAUCCUGUCAGCAUUUCGACAAGGACUACACAUUGCAGAUCGACAUGGCCUUCAACGUGUUUUUCCUCUUGUACUUUGGACUGCGUUUCAUCGCAGCCAAUGAUAAGCUAUGGUUCUGGCUGGAGGUGAAUUCAGUGGUGGAUUUCUUCACCGUCCCGCCUGUGUUUGUGUCUGUGUAUCUGAACAGGAGCUGGCUGGGAUUGAGGUUCUUAAGAGCCUUGAGGCUGAUCCAGUUUUCAGAAAUAUUACAGUUUUUAAAUAUCUUAAAAACAAGCAACUCCAUAAAGUUGGUGAAUUUGUGCUCAAUCUUUAUAAGCACAUGGCUGACGGCAGCGGGCUUCAUACAUUUGGUGGAAAACUCAGGGGAUCCUUGGGAAAAUUUCCAAAAUUCCCAACCGCUUUCCUACUGGGAGUGUGUGUACUUACUCAUGGUAACCAUGUCCACAGUGGGUUAUGGAGAUGUUUGUGCUAAAACAACCCUCGGCCGCCUUUUCAUGGUCUUCUUCAUUCUCGGAGGAUUGGCCAUGUUUGCCAGCUACGUUCCUGAAAUCAUAGAGUUAAUAGGAAACCGCAAGAAAUAUGGUGGUUCCUAUAGUGCAGUAAAUGGGAGAAAGCAUAUAGUCGUCUGCGGUCACAUCACACUGGAGAGCGUCUCCAACUUCCUCAAAGACUUCCUACACAAGGACAGGGAUGAUGUCAAUGUAGAAAUAGUUUUUCUCCAUAAUAUUUCCCCUAAUCUUGAGCUGGAAGCCUUAUUCAAGAGACACUUCACACAGGUGGAGUUUUACCAGGGGUCCGUCCUCAACCCUCACGAUCUCGCUCGAGUCAAGAUUGAGUCGGCCGAUGCCUGUCUGAUCUUAGCCAAUAAAUAUUGCGCAGAUCCUGACGCUGAAGAUGCAUCCAAUAUCAUGAGGGUGAUAUCCAUUAAAAACUACCAUCCAAAGAUCCGAAUCAUUACACAGAUGCUGCAGUACCACAAUAAGGCUCAUCUUCUCAACAUCCCGAGCUGGAACUGGAAGGAGGGCGAUGACGCCAUCUGCCUCGCCGAGCUGAAGCUGGGCUUCAUCGCUCAGAGCUGCCUGGCCCAGGGUCUGUCCACCAUGCUGGCCAACCUCUUCUCCAUGAGGUCCUACAUCAAGAUCGAAGAAGACACAUGGCAGAAGUAUUAUUUAGAGGGAGUAGCCAAUGAAAUGUACACGGAGUAUCUGUCCAGUGCCUUCGUGGGUUUGUCUUUCCCCACAGUUUGUGAACUCUGCUAUGUGAAGCUGAAACUCCUUCUGAUCGCGAUCGAGUAUAAAUCGGACCAGAGAGAAAGCAGCACGCUGAUUAACCCGGGCAAUCAUGUGAAGAUGCAGGAGGGAACGCUGGGCUUCUUCAUCGCCAGUGAUGCCAAAGAGGUGAAGAGGGCACUUUUCUACUGUAAAGCUUGUCACGAUGACAUUACAGACCCAAAACGGAUCAAGAAGUGUGGAUGCAAACGGACCAAGAAGUCCGCCUACAAGAGAAUGCAUCUGGCAUGUUGUGUAGCUUGCGGUGGGGCAGAACGUGGCUGCUCGUGCAUGUCAGACAGUGUGGCUAGUAACAUGGAGGUUCUGCACCGUGGCUUCCCCUUCUCUCCUGUGUCUCUGUAUGAUAACACGACCACUUUAUGCUCCUCUAAAAGUAACUAUAACGGAUACAUCAAAUCAAUAAAUGAUGAGCUCAGUCCAACAUUCCAGCCCCAGAAUCCCAAACCCGCCCUAAUGCGAGCUCAGUGCGCAGUGAGAGUGCCUCCUGCUGUCCCAGGCGUCCGUGUGUCAGUGCCUUUAGUAAAUAACCGUAAAGGCAGUCUGCUGUCUCCGGCUGCCUUAUACCUGCACAGACUCAGUCUGGCCAGCUCUAGAGAGCUGUAUCAGAACAGCAGCACUGGCACAGGAGCAUCUGAUGCCACCCGCCUGCAUCGGGCCUGUAGUCUGCCUGUUAAAUACAGAUAUCAUUCCAGCCACGGCUCCACCUCCACCAUCGGCCCGCAUACGUUCUUAGUGGAGGAGGAGCAGCAGUCGGCUCUGUCGCCCAAGAAAAAACAGCGUAACGGAGGAAUGAGAACGUCGCCCACAUGCUCACCCAAAAUAACAAGGCACGACCCGUUGUUGGUCCCUGGACAUGAUCAAAUGGAAACAAUGGAUGAGAACAUAAAGAAAUAUGAUUCGACAGGAAUGUUUCACUGGUGUCCAUCAAAAGACAUAGAGAAGGUCAUCCUGACUCGCAGCGAGGCGGCGAUGACGGUUUUGAGCGGUCAUGUGGUGGUUUGUAUAUUCGGGGAUGUGAAGUCGGCUCUGAUCGGUCUGCGUAACCUGGUGAUGCCUCUGAGAGCCAGUAACUUCCACUAUCACGAGCUGAAGCCCAUCGUGUUCGUGGGCUCUCUGGAGUAUCUCAAGAGGGAGUGGGAGACGCUACACAACUUCCCCAAAGUCUCCAUCUUACCUGGAACUCCACUGAGUCGGGCCGAUCUGAGAGCCGUCAACAUCAACCUGUGUGACAUGUGCGUCAUCCUGUCGGCCAAUCAGAACAACAUCGACGACGCCUCUCUGCAGGAUAAGGAGUGUAUUCUGGCGUCUCUCAACAUCAAGUCCAUGCAGUUUGACGACAGUAUUGGACUCUUACAGGCCAACUCUCAAGGUUUCACUCCUCCUGGCAUGGAUCGCUCGUCUCCGGAGAACAGUCCCGUACACGGAUUGGUGCGACAGGCGUCCAUAACCACCGGAGCAAACAUUCCCAUCAUCACAGAGCUCGUGAAUGACUCAAACGUCCAGUUUCUGGACCAGGACGAUGACGACGAUCCCGACACGGAGCUGUACCUCACGCAGCCGUUCGCCUGUGGGACAGCGUUCGCCGUCAGCGUGCUGGAUUCGUUAAUGAGUGCCACGUACUUCAAUGAUAACAUUCUGACCCUGAUCCGGACGCUGGUGACCGGCGGAGCUACGCCGGAGCUGGAGGGUCUGCUGGCGGAGGAGAACGCGCUGCGCGGAGGAUACAGCACUCCACAGACGCUGGCCAACAGAGACCGCUGCCGCGUCGCACAGCUGGCGCUUUACGACGGACCCUUCGCUGAUCUGGGGGAUGGAGGCUGUUAUGGUGAUUUAUUCUGUAAAGCAUUGAAGACGUACAACAUGUUGUGUUUUGGAAUCUACCGAUUAAGAGACGCACAUCUGGGAGCACCCAGCCAGUGCACCAAACGAUACGUGAUCACGAAUCCUCCGUAUGGCUUCGAGCUGGUGCCUACAGAUCUGAUCUUCUGCCUGAUGCAAUUCGACCACAACGCCGGCCAGACGCGCACCAACCUGUCCACUCACUCCACCUACUGCCCCAGCAAGAAGAGCCCAUCCGCCCACUCCAUCCCCUCAUCCGCCCGGCCGGGCCGCAGCCGGAGCCGCGACCUGCGCGACAAACAGAAUGCGCCCAGGACCAAUAGAGGGGUUUCAGAUAAAAACUGGUACACAGACGAACCUGAGAACAGCUUCCCUAGAAACACACAAACCAAACACACCAGCACACACACAGCCAAUCAGACCAAUCAGUACAAACCCACCAGCAACAUCAUCCAGCCAAUCAGAGAAGUGGAGGAGGAGCCUUGAGACGACCUCAUCGGACUCACCUGAUCACAGACGGAUCAUCAGAUCCUCACUGGAAAUCAGUGAUGGACUUCAGUGGUUCUCAACUGGUUUUGCUUUUGGAGAUCAAAUGGUGACCCAACAAGACCAACACUGUUUAUCAUAAAGAUGAAAAACACUUCCAACUUUCCUUUAACCCUCGUAAUGCAUUCAGAUCUGUUCUGAGCCAGAAGAGAUACAUAAAAGUUGCUUAGUUUUUAGUAAAGGAAUGAAACUUUGCAAGUGUUUUUAGACACCUCAAAGAACACGAUUUCAUUUUUCCUUUUUUUUUUUUUUAAAUUAAUUUAUUAUUUUUUAAGAGAUUCAACGAUUUCAAAUGUUCAGGUCAUUUUGACCCGGAGCACCAAUAGGUGUCAAAAAUACUUUUUAAAUUAUCUAUGGUGUUAAAUUUGUGUCAAAAAACACCUUUUCCCGUAUCUCACACACUUUUGGGACUGAAUUUUGCUGAUAAACGUGAAUAUAUACAUCUAUUAAUGAACCAUUGCAGCAUUCAAAACUGAUCACUGAUUCAUCUGAAAGUAAAAGUUUAGGCAAGUAAAUAAAUUUAUUUUGUAUGAAAAUUUUUCAGAGUAAUAUGUGACCUGAUCUGUAGCAAUAGCCAACCCACUGUAUGGGUCAAAAUUAUCCAUUUUUCUUUUAUGCCAAAAAUCAUUAGGAUAUUAAGUAAAAAACAUGUUCCAUGAAUAUAUUUUGUAAAUUUCCUGCCGUAAAUAUACCAAAACGUCAUUUUGAUUAGUAAUAUCAAAUAUAUAUUACAGUGUAACAGAUUUUUAUUUAUUGUUGAAUGUAUCACAAACAAUCUGUCUAUACUGUAUUGUGUGCAUUUAAUUCAUUGCAUCAAGCAUUGUUGUUCUCUGCCGACUUUUUUAAAAAAAAACAUACGUAAAAUACAUUUAUGACCAGUUGAGAACCACUAGUUUUGGAAAUAAGUAUCAGAAUUGCUAAAUAGAGCGUUAUAGAUCUAGAAGAGAUGAGCAUAGAAUGUACUGCACUUACUGUAGAUGACAGAAAUCUAUUCUAACUACGAGCUAAAUAUGUAUAAAGAAGUUUUCCUAGAUAUUAGCAGCACAUAAUUGGAUUUACAUCACUCUACAGUUGUCAUUAUUGGUGGGAAAUCAGCCAAAGAGCAUCAGUGUUGGAUCAGGUUAUCCGCCACAGGUCGCGCAGAGUGGGCACAGGUCCUCCCUCGGUCCGGCUCGGGAUUGGCCACAGAAUCCAAAACCAAUCCAGAUGCUGGACACAUUAAAUCUAGAAAAUAAACUACGAUUAUAGCUGGAUCAAAUGGCAGCUUCGCCGUGUUCUUGUACCAAUGAUUAUGCACUGUAGCAAUAAAUCUGCUGUUUCACCUGAGAUUUGUUUGGAUAACCGUGCAUUUUAUUGGGUUUUACCUCAAUAAUGCAUUGCGAGGUUUAAUCAGUUUCAUAGCCUCUGAGGCUAGAGGUUCAGUUUCAUGGCCUGUAUAAUGUUAAAUGUCCUUUUGAGAAUGAAACGCAUUCCACAUCUUGUGCCGAUAGAUUUGAUCUGCAGUGUUUCUUUAGCUGUUUGCUUUCGAUCUGAGCUUUUUACUGUUAAUAUCAAAGUGCUGUACAUCAUUUUAUAUGCAUUUAUUUGUCGCCUUGAGCUUCUGUUCACUUCUUCAGUCAUUCCAGUGCAUAUUAAACUCUGAUCAGGUUAAUCGUGUGCUUUAUUUAUAUACAUGUCACAUGAGCCUUAACAGAGCUGAUCUGAGAUCAGCAGAGCUGGACUCGAGGGAGGACCUGCAAAAGACCCGCUCCAGCGAAAAGUGGCCCUGAAAUCAUCAACAACAUCAAUAAAACCAUGCAACGAAGUUUAAGAUUUAAAGACUGGAUGACUGAAGAUGAGUGACAUGAAUUUGCUCAUGGUGUUUGAUUAGUAUGUAUAAUUUUAGUGAUUCACACAAGCAGACGUAUUUAAAUGAAAAUGUCUUAAGCAUUAAGUGUGAAUCAUGUGGUUUAAUAUGUUGAAUGAAGAGAGAACUGACUGGUGUGCUGCUGGAGUAUUUAACAUUAUAUACAUGGCGACGCAGAUAUAAAUACAAUAUAUUAUAAUGUACUGUACAAA
This is a messenger RNA of Onychostoma macrolepis, 6780 nucleotides long. Its product is annotated as calcium-activated potassium channel subunit alpha-1a-like. Lineage: Eukaryota; Metazoa; Chordata; Actinopteri; Cypriniformes; Cyprinidae. The transcript is spliced from 32 exons. Gene Ontology annotation, biological process: transmembrane transport; potassium ion transport. The record is from RefSeq and is a predicted model, not a curated record. Gene Ontology annotation, molecular function: large conductance calcium-activated potassium channel activity. Bases 547 to 4662 code for a protein of 1371 amino acids. Gene Ontology annotation, cellular component: postsynaptic membrane.